Cutaneotrichosporon cavernicola is the source of this 1623-nucleotide messenger RNA. RefSeq lists its product as uncharacterized. The record is from RefSeq and is a predicted model, not a curated record. The transcript has 7 exons. The coding region runs from base 1 to 1623 and encodes 540 amino acids. Gene Ontology annotation, biological process: mitochondrial respiratory chain complex IV assembly. Gene Ontology annotation, cellular component: mitochondrial inner membrane. NCBI's taxonomy places the organism in Eukaryota, Fungi, Basidiomycota, Tremellomycetes, Trichosporonales, Trichosporonaceae.
AUGUCGCUGCGGCUCACUCUCCUCCGCCCCGUCCGGGCUCCACUCCGCCCACAGCCCCUCCUCCGCCGAUGGUAUGCCGACGAGCCAGACGCCCCCGUCAAGCCCAAGAGGCGGCCGCCGCCGCCCCCGUCUGCACCAAUGGAGCCGACGACAUUUGACGGCAAGGCCACGCCGCGCGACGUCCACAACCGCCCUGCGCUGCGUGGGAUGCCUGGAGUUAUGAGCCCAUGGGAACUCGAGCGGCAGCACUCGCGCCCAAGGAGCAACCGGGCUGGACCACGGCCAGCGCCCAAGCCCAAGCUCGAGGAGCAUAUGUUCAAUGAGAGUGCGGCGCCGCGCGCCAUCUACCAGCGUCCUACGAGGGAUUUGCCUGUUGUGAACUCCCGGAUAGGGUUGUGGAUCGCGCUCGGUGUCCUAGGCCUUGGCGGCUGGGGUCUCUUCAUCCUCUACGCGACCAACAACGAGCGCUACUCUUCGUCAGUGGUGCGCCAGGUGUCGUUCCAGCUUCGCAACAGCCCCGAAGUGGCUCAGUUGCUUGGCGACCACGUCCGCUUCUCGCGCAACUACUGGGGCUUUGGCGAGCCAUGGAUCGCGGGCGGGAUCAACCUCAUGCAGGGCCGCAUUGAUGUCAAGUUCCGCAUGCGCGGCGACAAGCAGGAGGGCACGGUGUACUUUACGUCUAUCCGGCCGACGCAGGGCGCGGGGUGGCGCAUUGUCCGCUACAAGCUCGUCGGCGAGUACGGCGACACCAUCCGACUCGAUGACAAGGUCGGCCGCCCCGUCCUUCCCGACGAGGCAGCGGCCGAUACGUCCAACCCUGCGGCCGACGUCACCCUCUCGUCACCUGCCGAGGUCGCCCCAGUCCAGCCGACCAAGGCGGUGGCGUGGAUCCCCGAGACGCGGGCGGUCGCUAAAGCACUCCUUAUCGACCUCAAUGGCACGCUGUAUGUCGGGAACGCGCCUACACCCCGCGCCGUGGCUGCGCUUGAGCGGUUGAGGGAUGCGCGCGUGCCCUUCAUCCUGUGCUCAAACAACUCGCAACAGUCCGAGACCCGCCUCCUCUCCACGCUCGGGGAUAUGGGCCUGCACGCCUCCCCCCAGGAACUAAUGACGAGUCUUGGGGCUUGCCGUGCACUCGUCGAGAAACGGGGUUUGUCCCCAUAUCUCCUCUUAUCCCCGAACGCGCUCGACGAAUUCAAGUCUCUCACCACUCGCCCUCCAGCCGAAUGCGACGCCGUCGUGAUCGGCCUGCACCCCCCCGGCUUCGGCUACGAGAACCUGAACACGGCCUUCCGCAUCCUCAAGCAGGAACCACUUCUCCCCACCGACUCUCGAGAGGACAUGACAGCGGCGUCUACCCCCGCCAUUUCCAGAAACCCCUCCCCGUCCCCCGGUAUUGGACGAAAGCCGGUCCUCAUUGCGCCCCACAGGGCUGCGUUCUCCCAGGGCAAUGCGACGGACACACUUCCGGCCGGGUUGAACCUCGGUAUUGGGCCUUAUGUCGCUGCGCUGGAGUACGCCAUGCGGACGGGCAAGUACCGGCCUGGUGCCGAAGAAGGGUCUCACCCGCCCGACAGAGUAUACGACUCGUUUGCAGACUAUGUCGAUGCGAUCCUGGCCUAG